UAAUGAGUGAUAAGUAUGCGUGUGGGGGGCGUGGCCCGGGGCCGGGAGCCACGCCCCCCUCACCAGACGUAUAUAUCAGACGACCCGGGGCCGCAGAACUCAGUACGCCGCCGACAACUGUCCACAGAACCGUCGCGCUCUGCACCCAGACCCGCAACUCACGUGUCGCUAGUUAUUGGUCAACUCUUGUGGAGCAUCAUGCAAGCACUUGGGGCCAUCCUCGCCUGCCUCGCCGCCGUCUCCGUCAGCGCCUUCCCUGUCAUGUUCCUGGCUUACACAGAUGGACGAGCUGAGACACGGAGAGGCAGUCUGCUGGACUGUUCCCCGCCCACCGACGGCUCCCCCCUCUCAUACAGGUGUCGACCGAUGAACCAGAACUCCCCUCGCCUCCUGCCUCGCCCCGAGGACGUCUCCGUAAUUGAGAUCGUCGAGGAUGACCUUGGUGGCAGGGAGAUAGUGGAGAUCGUAGAGGAGAUCGAGCCGUGGAGGUCACCCGUGGCACAGCUGCAGUCACUUGGCCGUAAGGAGGAGACGCAAGAACAGAGCUACGUUAUCACUGUACCUAAACAAAACAGAAUCAAGAAGCCUAGGUGCCAGUCUCACCAAGUCUAUGUCUCCGAGGUGGACUUGUGUGUGGACAAGGCGGGACACAUGCACCCUGAGGCGCUGGUGGCAAGGGACGACGACUCACAACCCAAGCCUGUGGUGCCCGUCGAGGACACCACCAUCAUUGUGGGCUACGAGAAGAGGAAGAAGUGUCCUGCAGGCCAGAUCUACGUCCCUGAAGUGGACAUGUGCUCGGACAUCAACCCCGUCAUCUUGCCCCCUAAGUCUUUCAACAAGAAGAAGGACGGUAUGAGGAAGGACAGGAGGGAGGACAAAUAAAAUCCACACACAGCAAUAGCAACAUUCUACCUUAAUACAACCAGUUGUAUACAAGGUGCAAGCAGCAGCAGCAACACAAUGUACAUAACAUAUUAACGAAAAUUUAUUUAUUCACUUUUAUAUAUAACUUUAAUCUAGUUAAGUGCAUUGAGGUUCCGCCGUGGUCCACGGGCGGUUUGGUGCCUGUUCACAGGUUCAAGUUCACUCUGUCCGAUUGUUUGUCACUACACAUAAUCUCUAAUCACCUCUCCUCGUUGUGCAGCUAAAGCCGUUCCCAAAGUCGCGUUCGUCAGUUUUCCAUAGUCAAGAAACUGCAUUUAAUGAAUUAUUUAUUAAUUUUAUUAUUUGUUAUAAUUUUGUGCAUAGAUAUACCUAGGUUAGGUUAGGCGUUUCUGUUUUGUUGAUAAUUAUUUGUAUAUAGAGCGCAUAGAUGAAGCAUUCAGAGAGGUGCUUCGAACAUAGGAAAUGAGUGAAACACCGAGAAAGUUCAAACGUAAUAACUUGCAAGUCAUGUGUAAAGUACUUCAUUUUAAUUUAUAAACAGGGGCGGGGGACGGCUGCUGAAUUAUAGGAUGUGCAUAACUGGAUUAUAGUCACUAUUAAGUUUUGGAACGAGUUAUUGAGCAGUACACAGGCAGUGCUGAGUUCUGGAACGAGUCUUAUGCGAUUCCAGUACGUAAACCUAAAGGCUUAUAUUAAGGACCCCCUCGUAGUCUAAUUACUGACCCUCCCCACGAUGCAACCCCACAAGCUGACUACCUCCUGGGUACCUAUUUUUCGGUUUGGCGAACAGAGGCAUUAGUGAUAGGCAACGCGCCCAACCAUUUCUGUAUCGCCUGGGAAAUAUGUACACUGAGAGUUUACUCAAGCAAUAAAUCAUGUUCUGGACAAAAGUACACUUUCUGGUUGGUCAGUAACUAUUGCGGUGGCCAAAACUCUCUGGCUGUAAUAGCCUACGAACAUUGCUGAAUUAUAUCUAAUGUUUUGAUGCAUUGGAAUACAUAUCAUAUAAUUGGAGCUUGUCUCGGACAGAGUCGAACCUGGAUGCGAUUGGUAACUAGUGACGAUUUGAAACUAGUUACGCAACGUGUUUAUUUAUAUUUUAGAUGCUGGAGAGUGGUUUUAUAUGCAGUCCGUCAUCAAAAGAAAGGUCCCAUAUGUCUGUUACAUGCAGUAGUCAUUAUCCCUGUUUAUAAAAUUAACUUCACACAACUCUGCUGAUGACAUUCGAGCUUCUCUCGAAAAUAGCUUCCCUCAAUUCAAAUGUUCAAAGUUCACUUCCCAAAAUAAGUCACAUUUGAGAAAUGUAACUUCUCUAUAGGCUUGGUAGGCUACAGUGUAGCCCCACCAAGCCUGGAGUAGGCUAUACUGUAUGUCCUUGUGUAUGCUGUAUGUCCUCGUAUACACUAUGUCUUCGUGUACAUUGUAUGUUGAGUAUGUAUGUCUACAAAUUUAUGUAUGAAUAUUCAAAUACCCCACGAAUAUUCAGUAUCCUUUAUCAGUGAAUGAGUAUAUCUGCUUAAAAACAAUCUUCAAGUACAAAAAAACUUUGUAAUUUUUUGUUAUAACUUGUGGUCUUCAAUAUAUUAUUGGAACUGGUA
This is a messenger RNA of Procambarus clarkii (red swamp crayfish), 2486 nucleotides long. RefSeq lists its product as uncharacterized. Lineage: Eukaryota; Metazoa; Arthropoda; Malacostraca; Decapoda; Cambaridae. The record is from RefSeq and is a predicted model, not a curated record.